GCCGGGGGAGCUGCGCAUUGGCUGCUUCAUUCCCCGAGUGUAGUAACCGCUCCCCUAGUUCCGGGUGGUUUGUGGCCCCGCCAUGGCCGCGGCUCGGGAUAAGUACUCGGUGCUGCUGCCCACCUACAACGAGCGCGAGAACCUGCCGCUCAUCGUCUGGCUGCUGGUGCGGAGCUUCCAAGAGAGUGGAAGCAACUUUGAAAUUAUAGUCAUAGAUGAUGGAAGCCCAGAUGGGACACGGGAAGUUGCUGAACAGUUGGAAAAGAUAUAUGGUUCAGAUAAAAUUCUUCUAAGACCCAGAGCAAAAAAGCUGGGAUUGGGCACUGCGUAUAUUCAUGGAAUGCAGCAUGCCACAGGGAAUUUCAUUAUUAUUAUGGAUGCGGACCUCUCGCACCAUCCAAAAUUUAUUCCAGAGUUCAUCAGAAAGCAAAAAGAAGGUAACUUUGACAUUGUGUCUGGAACUCGGUAUAAAGGAAAUGGAGGUGUGUAUGGCUGGGAUUUGAAAAGAAAAAUAAUCAGUCGUGGUGCCAACUUUGUAACUCAAGUUUUGUUGAGACCAGGUGCAUCAGAUUUAACAGGAAGUUUCAGGUUAUACAGAAAGGAGGUCUUGCAGAAACUAAUGGAAAAAUGUGUUUCUAAAGGAUACGUCUUCCAGAUGGAGAUGAUUGUUCGAGCUAGACAGUUAGGAUACACUAUUGGAGAGGUUCCUAUAUCAUUUGUGGACCGUGUCUAUGGAGAAUCUAAACUGGGAGGCAAUGAAAUAGUGUCUUUCUUAAAAGGACUGUUAACUUUGUUUGCAACUACAUAAGAGCUUACCCUAAGUUAAUUCUUAUUUAAAAUGCAACAUUCUUAUGAGUUAAAUGUAAUUUUUAAAACAUAUUCAGUUGUACAAGCUUGCUGCUUUGCCUAGUUACCAGGAGACCAAUCACCUAUUUGUGAUUAAGUGAACCAACAAUAAUAAAGCAAAUAAACUGUAUCACCAGAAUAUUAUUUUCAAAUUAAAUGAACUAGUGUAUUUAUGAACAAUGUAUACUAACGAAAACCCACGCAGUACUGUUUUUUGUAUGAAUAAUGAAGUGUUAAUAAAUUAGACCACACUUCAGUUCUGGGCUAUACAUUUUUGUAUCAUGAGAUCUUUCUCUUAUGUGCAUGAAAAUUAUAAAGUGUGCAAAUUACCAAGA
Messenger RNA from Malaclemys terrapin pileata, 1181 nucleotides. RefSeq names its product dolichyl-phosphate mannosyltransferase subunit 1, catalytic (gene DPM1). The transcript has 9 exons. Gene Ontology annotation, cellular component: endoplasmic reticulum membrane. The coding region runs from base 83 to 808 and encodes 241 amino acids. Gene Ontology annotation, molecular function: dolichyl-phosphate beta-D-mannosyltransferase activity. The record is from RefSeq and is a predicted model, not a curated record. Gene Ontology annotation, biological process: protein O-linked glycosylation via mannose; GPI anchor biosynthetic process. NCBI's taxonomy places the organism in Eukaryota, Metazoa, Chordata, Testudines, Emydidae.